AUGACCUGGGUCUUGCUGCUGUCGCUGUGGCUCGCCAUGGCCCAGGGCAUGCGGACCGGUCAGGUUAACGAACUCAGGAAGGAGACAGAGCAUAUGUUCUACCACGGAUUCGAAAACUAUCUCGAACACGCCUUUCCUGAAGACGAACUCCGUCCUUUAACAUGCCGUCCGCUGGUUCGCGACCGAGAGAAUCCCGCGCAUGCAGAGCUCAACGAUGUCCUGGGUAAUUAUUCAUUGACUCUGAUCGACAGUCUGUCCUCCCUGGCAAUACUUUCGUCGAGUCCCGACCAGGGCCAGAAGGCUUGGGAUUACUUCCAGAAUGGAGUGAAGGAUUUUGUUACACUGGGACGAGGAUUCGAUAUGGAUAGUAAAGUGCAAGUGUUCGAGACGGUGAUUCGAGGGUUAGGUGGCCUACUCAGCGCUCAUCUUUUUGCUUGGAAGGACGGAUUCGUCUACGAUGGCCAACUUCUACGGCUUGCUGUCGAUCUUGCAAAUCGAAUUUUACCCGCGUUCUAUACGGACACUGGACUCCCUUACCCUCGAGUGAACUUGAAGUACGGGGUGCAACGGCAGCCGUACUACGCAAACUCACCGUUCGCUGGCGCUGGCAGUCUAGUCCUCGAGUUUACAGUUUUGAGCAGACUUACAGGCGAUGGACGAUAUGAGGAGCUUGCCAAGCGAGCAUUCUGGGCCGUUUGGGCAAGGAGGAGUGAUAUUGGACUGAUUGGGUCCGGUAUUGAUGCCGAGUCAGGUAGAUGGGUUCAUUCCUAUACCGGGAUCGGCGCAGGAAUUGAUAGCUUUUUCGAGUAUGCUUUCAAGUCCUACCACUCCGCCGAUGCCUUUCUGAAGGUCUGGGAGAAGUCUCAUGCCUCAAUAAAACGUCACCUAUACCGCGGAGAGGGCCAUCAGCACCCGCAUCUGAUCCAGGGAGACAUCUUCACCGGAGCGACUCGUGCUUUUUGGAUCGACAGUCUUAGCGCCUUCUACCCCGGACUUCUUACUUUAGCGGGAGAAGUGGAUGAAGCCAUUGGCAUCCAUCUUCUGACGACGGCAGUCUGGACUCGAUUUUCCGGUCUUCCUGAGCGAUGGAAUGUUGCCACCGGGGACAUUGAACAGGGCCUUUCCUGGUAUGGUGGCCGCCCUGAGUUCGUGGAAUCUACUUACUACCUCUACCGAGCGACAAAGGACCCCUGGUAUCUGCAUGUCGGAGAGAUGGUACUGCGGGAUUUGAAACGGCGAUGCUGGACCAAGUGCGGUUGGGCUGGUAUUCAGGACGUUCGGAAUGGCGAGCUCAAUGACCGCAUGGAGAGCUUCUUCCUGGGUGAAACUGCCAAGUACAUGUUUCUGCUGUACGAUUUUGAUCAUCCCCUCAAUAAGCUAGACCAGCCGUUCGUCUUCUCCACCGAGGGCCACCCUCUAAUUAUCCCCAAGAACAGCACGGCACAGCGCGCUGAGCGCAAGCAGGUACCAGUCGUUGUGGAGAGCGAGGGUUUGACAUGCCCAACAGCACCUCAGCCUCCAACGCUGGGGGUUUCAUCCACUGCGGCACGGUCCGAUCUGUUCCACGCCGCGAACCUGGCACGCCUACACCUCAUGCCGAGUAGAGGUCUAGCGGAAGGCCCUCUUCUGGAUUACGCUCGGGACCACCCGAGCGUAUCAGUGUCGGACUUGUCGUCGCCCACCAACUACACAUUCUUCCCAUGGACAUUGCCUCCAGAGCUUGUGCCAUUUAACGCAACCAGCGCGCCGAUGACAAUCCGUCCUACGCUCGACAUUUCUUUCCCCGCGCUUCCCGGUAUGGUCGUGGGGCCUGGAUCACUGGAACGAGUGCGGGAUGGCAUCUUUAUCAAAGCCAUCGGGGGCCUACGACUAAGUAUGGUUCAGGAUGUCCCUGUGCAAGGGGAAUCCGGGAGCGCAGAGAGUGAUGAAUUCCGGGUCCAGGUUAUCAACAACGUGCCACUGGGCAAAGACGAGAAGGUAUAUCUUCUACGGGAAAUCACAUUUGAUGUCCUCGACCCCACCGACCCGAAUUUCACGCGGGUUCGCGACACCGCCAUGAUUGACAUCGUCAUUGACGUUAUCCCAGAGAUUAUCCGUCGACGAAAUGAUUCAGAUGAUAGUCAUGAACCAGCUGCGCCUCGACGUGCCAACGGAGCCAUCGUCCAUGGCUCCAGCUCCGUCGACAGUAAAGUCGGCAGCGUAGAUGCGUCGACCUCCAGCAUGAAGACUGUGCUCUCCUCGCUAGUCAACACUCUAUCUACACUCCUUCGGGAUGAAGUACAGGGCCAGACCAGCCUGCCGCAGAAGAAAGCCACCUCGUUACGUCUCCUGCUCCCGGCCGCCAUCUCCACGGGGCUCGGCUCGGCCCCGCUCCCCGACGUGGAAGACGCCACGACAGUCUCCAUCACGGGCGACCCUUCCAAGCAACGCCUCACAUGGAACAGCAUCUACUUCGCGGACGAGCUCUGUGACAACCGCAUCCUACGAGAAGUUGCACAGAACCACCAGGUCCUCGUAAUCAAGCGAGGCGGAUGCAACUUUUCGCAGAAGCUGCGCAACAUUGCCGCGUAUCCGCCUUCUCGGUACGCCCUGAAACUAGUCAUCGUGGUCUCCUACGACGAUGAAGUAGUCGAGGAGGAGCAGCGCGAGGAAUCAGACACCACCACGACCCCGGGGCUAGCUGCGGUCCGCGCGGAACCUUAUCUGGUGCGGCCCCAUCUGGACGAGACGCAAAUGACAGCCGCGGGCGUCCCGCGGCGCCAGCUGCUCAGCGUAGUCAUGGUAGGCGGAGGGCAAGAAACAUACGAGCUACUGCGACAAGCCACGGGGGUGGGCAUUAAACGGCGAUAUUCGGUGCGAUCGCAGGGAGUUCCCAUCAACAAUCUGUAUAUUUUGUGA
Molecule: messenger RNA, 2898 nt
Organism: Aspergillus niger
Lineage: Eukaryota; Fungi; Ascomycota; Eurotiomycetes; Eurotiales; Aspergillaceae
Exons: 8
Coding region: 1-2898 (965 amino acids)
Biological process (GO): carbohydrate metabolic process; endoplasmic reticulum mannose trimming; mannose trimming involved in glycoprotein ERAD pathway
Cellular component (GO): membrane; endoplasmic reticulum
Molecular function (GO): calcium ion binding; mannosyl-oligosaccharide 1,2-alpha-mannosidase activity
Source: RefSeq, a predicted model, not a curated record